Messenger RNA from Salarias fasciatus (jewelled blenny), 1391 nucleotides. Its product is annotated as sulfide:quinone oxidoreductase, mitochondrial-like. Gene Ontology annotation, molecular function: FAD binding; sulfide:quinone oxidoreductase activity. Lineage: Eukaryota; Metazoa; Chordata; Actinopteri; Blenniiformes; Blenniidae. Bases 11 to 1327 code for a protein of 438 amino acids. Gene Ontology annotation, cellular component: mitochondrion. The transcript is spliced from 9 exons. The record is from RefSeq and is a predicted model, not a curated record.
UAGGUCCACAAUGGCUGCACUGCGUCGUCUGAGGCAGUGUCACUCAGCCAGCAGCGCUGUGUCUCAUCUUCACACAAGCAGCCAUGUCUGUGCCAAGCAGCAUUACAAAAUGCUGGUUCUUGGAGGAGGAAGUGGGGGCAUUACAAUGAGCGCACGGAUGAAGAGGAUGUUGGGGGCUGAGAAUGUGGCCGUUGUGGAGCCCAGCGAGAUGCACUACUAUCAGCCCAUAUGGACCCUGGUUGGCGCCGGUGCGAAAACGGCAGCUUCCUCCGGUCGUCCCACUGCCAGUGUGAUGCCAUCAGGAGUGCAGUGGGUGAAAUCCAAAGUACAGGAAAUAAACCCAGACACAAAUACUGUCCGCACAGACGAUGGGACUGAGAUAUCCUAUGAGUAUUUGAUCGUGGCACUUGGGAUACAGCUCCAUUACGAGAAGAUCAAGGGACUGCCAGAAGGCUUCGGGCAUCCAAAGAUUGGCUCGAACUACUCAAUCCAAACUGUGGAGAAAACAUGGAAAGCACUGCAGGACUUCAAAGAGGGAAACGCCAUCUUCACUUUUCCAAAUACACCAAUAAAAUGUCCCGGAGCUCCACAAAAGAUCAUGUAUCUGUCAGAUGCCUUCCUCAGAAAGACAGGAAAAAGGGCGAAGGCCAACGUCAUUUACAACACAUCACUGCCUGUGCUCUUCGGGAUCAAGAAGUACGCCGACUCAUUGUGGGAAGUCGUGAAACGUCGUGACCUACAAGUGAACCUCAGGCACAACCUGAUCGAAGUGCGAGCAGACAAGCAAGAAGCUGUGUUUGAAAACCUGGACAAUCCAGGUGAAACAAAAGUGUUUGAGUAUGAAAUGCUUCAUGUGACGCCACCAAUGGGACCCAACUCGGUGGUUAAAGCCAGUCCGCUGGCAGAUGAGGCUGGAUGGUUGGAUCUCAACAAAGAGACCCUCCAGCACACAAAGUAUCCAAACGUGUUUGGGACUGGAGACUGUACCAACCUGCCCACUCCCAGAACGGCUGCAGCUAUAGCUGCACAGUCUGCUGUCUUAAACAGAACUAUUGAGAAAAUACUGAAAAAGGAGAAGCCAGAUAAAAAGUAUGACGGGUACACGUCCUGCCCUCUGGUCACAAGCUACAACACAGUGAUUCUGGCAGAGUUUGACUAUAACGGACAACCACUGGAGACAUUUCCCAUCAACCAAGCCAAAGAAAGGAGGGUGAUGUAUCACCUGAAAGCCGAUGUGAUGCCUCACCUCUACUGGAACGGACUCCUCCGGGGGCUGUGGGGCGGACCAGGACCUUACAGGAAACUCUUUCACCUGGGGAUGAAAUGAAAUCUCAUCGGCCUGGUUCACUCUAAGGACUAACGUUUACUGAAACGUAUAUUGGAAAAAUCAC